Molecule: messenger RNA, 1731 nt
Organism: Colletotrichum orchidophilum
Lineage: Eukaryota; Fungi; Ascomycota; Sordariomycetes; Glomerellales; Glomerellaceae
Product: fasciclin domain-containing protein
Exons: 2
Coding region: 1-1731 (576 amino acids)
Source: RefSeq, a predicted model, not a curated record
AUGGGGCGUCGAAUACAAAUCUGUUUCCACCCUUCCACCUCUCUUCGUCGGAUCCUCUCUGACAAGCUGAUACGUCACGUUCACUCGUCAUCAUUGCCGUUGCAGACUACAUUGCGACCCGAUACCGAAGACCUCGAGGUUAUGAAGUCGGGUCACCUGUUACCAUUCGCGGCUGCCGCUGCUUCGGCUCUCGCUCUGCCUGAUAGUAUACCGGAGCAGUCGACAUUACGGAUCCAGAAUGUGAGCUGGAAAAAUUCGGACUGGGAUAAAGUGCGCACAUGGGGUGAUGAUCGGUCGUCACUCGGGGAGGUGGUUGGCGCAGUCGGCGGGAUAUUUUCCCAAGCUGCCGGGGCCAUGGCCCGGGCUGGAAGACGAGUGAUGGGGCAUGCCCACGAUGCCGAGGAUAUCGAGACUGCUCUUGUUGUACCGGCUCUACAGCACACAACAGAAGACGACUUGAAGCCGAUCCAAGAAGAUGGCAAUGGCGGUGUAUCAGACAAGGAAGGCAAGAGUCUCCUGACGGUGAUCAAGGAAAGCAGCAUCCAAGCUGAAUAUUUCACGACACUCCUCGACUCAUACGACAAAGUCCGCGAGAUGCUUGUUGGCAACAACAAGCAGGGGCAAGCUGAACACCUACAAUUCACGGUCUUUGUACCCACGGACGAGGCUUUUCGGAAGCUGGAAGGGUUCGAACGGAGCCGCGCGGAGCUGCUGGGCGAGAUUCUCGAGUACCAUGUUCUUCCAGGGAGGUAUACUGCCGAGGAUCUCCGUGGGAUGCGGACGGCGCCGACAGUUCUCGAACAAGGUGGAGAGUUGGGCGAGGCGGUGGUGGGUGGCGACCGGCGGCGGCGCCAGAGGGUGAGGAUCGCGGACGGGCCUGGGGGGGUUGAGGUGAACUUUUACGGCAUGGUCCUUGCUUCCGAAUCUAGGGAAAGCAGGAAUGGUGUCGUUCACUUUAUCGACAACGUCUUGAUUGCGCCGCCGCGGCACGACGUCCUCGUUGACGCGCUGCCGGAGGAUAGGCUGGGGAACUUUUCGCGGGCGAUGAGACGGAGCGGCCUGAGCGAGGAGCUGUACCGCUGGCGAGCAGUAGCGGCAGAAGGAGAAGAACCUGGACGAGGACUCACGGUAUUCGCGCCAUCAAACGAUGCGUGGGCUAAGCUGGGCGAGGAAGCCUUGGAGUUCUUCUUUUCCUCCCGUGAUGGGGAGGCGUUUCUGAAGGCUUUGGUGAGGUAUCAUUUUGUCGCGGAGGUACUGUACACGGACUCUUUCGACGUCGAGCAGGAAGAGAAGAAGAUGAAGAAGAAGCAGAAGGGGAAGGAGGGAAAUGAAGGCGGAGAGGACGACAUGGGAGUGGGGCGGGUGCGACGGGAGGUUCGGACUCUGCUCGACGGAGCAAGGGUCUCGGUCUCGAUCUCGGUCGGGGCUGCAACUACUGCCACGGGCGGGCGGCCGCCGCUGCUUGGGGGGACGGCGGCGGCGGCGGAGGUGAGGGUGAAUGGGGCGGUGGUAUCAACGAGAGACGUGCCGGUCAGGGAUGGUGUCGUGCACAUCUUGGACGAAGUUCUCCUCCCAUCGCCGCCGUCGCCGUCAUCACCGUUGUCCAAGGAAACUGAUAUUACCGCAAAGAAGAGUAGCGGCGGCGGGGCGAGGAUCGGGGUAGGGGAGCUCAAGAGGCGGCUGGUCCGCUUUGUGGAGGCGGGAGAGGGUGCGCGGGACGAAGAGUUGUAG